UCCUAGCAACGGUGAAUGUUUGCGGUGAGAAGGUUGCCAAGGACGAAGGUUUGCUGCGCGACCAAUAAAUAAACAAAUAAAUAAUAGCGCAGAAACUCUGUUAAAAGUCGUUAAAAGUGCAUGUAAGUGGCCGCUGACGGAGAUGAACCGAAUGGAGCUGCUAUCUGACCGCAUCGCAGCCGCUCAUCUGGACAGGAGAAGAAACCGAGAGCUGCAGAGACAAGAGCGCAUUUUCAACACCAAAGUCCGGACUAUAGGAAUUGAUGUAGAAGCUCUUCAGCAUCAGGUGCAGGAAAAGAGAGCUCAACAAGAAUCAGAGGCCAAAGCGCUGAAGGAAUAUGCUGAUGACCUCAUACGCACUGACUGUACAGCACGUCUCCUGGAGAGCAGGCAGAAGCAAGACGAACGUCUCCUAGCGGAGGCCAUCGACAACUUCCGCCAGCAGUUCCAGCAGCCCAGCAGCAGGCGCGAAUUCGACCUGAAUGACCCUGAAGCGCUGAAGAAGCAGGAAGGGGUGCGCAUUUUGCCUGGGUUGGUAGGCGAGGAUAUGGACAACUUAGAGAGGACACGGAGACAACAGGAGCAGCUGAGAGACUGGACCUUACAGCAGCAGCAGGAGCUGAACCAGGCGAAGGAGCUGCAAAGACUGCAAGCGCAGCAGUAUGAUCAAAGCACACUAAGCCUGGAUACCCGAGCCCUCGAGCUGCAGAAGAUGGAGGAAGAGUACAAGAGAGCCACCAACAUCAAAAUCCAGGACUUUAAUCGAGCUCUGGCGGACAAAUUGCGAGCGCAGAGAGAAAGAGAGCAUUGGAAGGAAGAGGAGAACAACCAAAGUGAUAACCUGAACCAUCUGCAGGGGGAGCUGCUGAGCGAGAGCAUACAGCAGAGCGCAAGAGUGCACAGGGACUGCUACAAAGGCAUAACACCCGAGCAGAUCCGAGAAUUCACCAACUGUCAGCGGCAGCAAGCUGAGGAGAAGAGGCGUGUUCUCAUGGAGCAGAGGAAGGAGCAGCUGCAGGAGGACCGCCUGCUCAUGGCUUCAGCUCGGGCCGCACUGCUGCAGGAGAGACAGCAAGCGAGAAUGAACAAGGAGCUGCGCAGGGCUGUGGAUGAGACUAACCUACAACUGGCCCAGGCUCAGCAUGCACAGAUUUUCUUGACGUCUUCUUGGUUUCAUCUGACUGCUGAAGCCAUGGUCCGCAAAGAGCUGACAAAGCCUGUACGGGGUCUCGCUCUCGAAAGAUAUCAAUCAUGAGAGAGGGUAUAAAAGAAUUUCCAGAACAUUAAAUAUACCAUGGAACACCGUGAAGGCCAUCAUCAAGUGGAGAAAAUGGAGCACCACAGUGACAUCACCAAGAACAGGAAGUUCCACCAAUGUUUACAAAUAGACAAGACAAAAACUUACUGAUUACUCGCUGCAUGUGACCACAACCUCUCGUAUUCUUCACAUGUCUGGGCCAUGGGGCAGGGUGGCUAGACGGAAACUUUUCUCAGA
Molecule: messenger RNA, 1495 nt
Organism: Ictalurus furcatus (blue catfish)
Lineage: Eukaryota; Metazoa; Chordata; Actinopteri; Siluriformes; Ictaluridae
Gene: ribc2
Product: RIB43A domain with coiled-coils 2
Exons: 7
Coding region: 143-1255 (370 amino acids)
Source: RefSeq, a predicted model, not a curated record